This is a messenger RNA of Thlaspi arvense, 444 nucleotides long. NCBI's taxonomy places the organism in Eukaryota, Viridiplantae, Streptophyta, Magnoliopsida, Brassicales, Brassicaceae. The record is from the annotation of a GenBank genome assembly.
GUUUUUGAAGUUGUUGUAGAGCAAAAGCUUCGGCAGCCCAGAUUUGUUUUGGACUACCCAAUUGAAAUAUCUCCCUUGGCCAAGCCACGUCUCAGCAAUGCAGGUCUGACUGAAAGAUUCGAUCUAUUCAUCUGUGGCCGUGAAAUGGCAAACGCAUUCUCUGAAUUAACUGAUCCCGUGGACCAGAGGACGCAGUUGGAAAAGCAGCAUAACGCAAAGAGAGCAGCGGCUGCAACAGAAAGUAGUGAACCAAACGCAACGAAAGAUGAUGAUGAUGAUUCAUACGAGGUAACCCUUGACAAAGACUUUCUCACUGCCCUAGAAUACGGAAUGCCUCCUGCUUCGAGAAUGGGGCUUGGAAUUGAUAGGCUGGUGUUGCUGUUGACCAACUCUGAGAGUAUAAAAGACGCCAUUGCAUUUCCUGUUCUGAAAGUUCAGCAGUAA